AUGUCUGACUUCCAUGUGCACCCCCAGAGUGCAGUCGUGGAGGAAGGAGGUGUUGCCCGCUUUCAGUGCCAGAUCCAUGGCUUGCCAGAGCCCAUGAUCAUAUGGCAGAAGAACCAUCUCCCUAUCAACACAGAUAAUGACAGUUCUGUCCUUGGCUCUCCUUCUGCUGUUUACAAAGACCCCAUGAUCCUUGUGGGGCCUGAGAACCUGACUCUGACGGUGCAUCAGACUGCCAUUUUGGAAUGCAUUGCAACUGGGAAUCCCAGGCCUAUCGUCUCGUGGAGUCGACUUGACGGGCGUCCAAUUGGUGUAGAAGGAAUUCAGGUUCUUGGAACUGGCAAUCUGAUGAUUUCAGACCUCACCGUCCAGCACUCUGGGAUAUACGUGUGUGCGGCCAAUAAGCCUGGCACAAGGGUGAGGAGAACCGCCCAAGGAAGACUCGUGGUGCAAGCUCCUGCAGAAUUUGUCCAGCACCCUCAGUCAAUCGCCAGGCCUGUGGGAACCUCUGCCAUUUUUACCUGCUUGGCUCAAGGAGAACCUUCCCCACAGAUCACAUGGUUGAAGAAUGGACAGAUUUUGGAGCCGAGCGGGCAUAUUAAAUUGAAGAACAACAAUAGCACGCUCACCAUCUCCAACAUUGGCCAGACCGAUGAGGCCAUCUACCAGUGCAUCGCUGAGAACAGCGCGGGCUCCACCCAAGCAAGCGCCCGCUUGACGGUGCUGUGGGCCGACCGACUUCCGGGUCCUCCACAAGAAGUCAAAGCGGCUUCCGUCUCGGCUACCACCGUCCAACUGCAGUGGAGCGAGCCGUUGCAAAACACCAAGGAGAUCAUCGGCUACGUCCUGCACAUUAGAAAAGCAGCAGACCCAGUGGAGAUGGAAUAUCAGGAGGCCGUCAGUAAAAGCACCUUCCAGCAGCUGGUGACAGAGCUGGAGCCUUCCACCAGCUACAGUUUCUACAUCAAAGCCUACACUUCCCGUGGGGCCAGCAAGGCCUCUGACAUUGUGGUGGUGAGCACCUUGGGAGAAGUACCGGCAGUGCCCUCCCUCUUCAUUAAAGUCCUCAACAGCACUGCUGUUCAAGCCACGUGGGAACCUUCCAUCAAACUGGGCCAACAUGAAGGGUUCAAACUCUUCUACCGCAAAGUCCAUCUUCCUCACUUCACGGGACCCAUCCUUCUGCCCAGCAAUGUUACCUCGUGCAACCUUACACAUCUUGAUCCAUCCGUUGUGUACGAAGUCAAACUGCUUGCUUACAACCAACAUGGUGAUGGGAACUCCACCGUCCGUUUCGUGUCCCUUCGAGAAACUGUUGAAAAAACAGACCUCAAUCCACCCUGCAACUGCAUGAAGGAUGAGUCAGCCAACAAGACCUCAGCUACUGGGAUCAUCAUUGGAAUCCACAUUGGGGUCACCUGUAUCAUCUUCUGUGUCCUUUUCCUCAUGUUUGGCUACAGGGGACGAGUUUUAUUGUGUCGAGAAUU
Messenger RNA from Thamnophis sirtalis, 1484 nucleotides. The record is from RefSeq and is a predicted model, not a curated record. NCBI's taxonomy places the organism in Eukaryota, Metazoa, Chordata, Lepidosauria, Squamata, Natricidae.